AUGGAGGGCAAUGAAGUGAUGAAGAUGAUAGUUCCAUCAACACAGCUCACCAAUGUUGAUGUUUCCGGCGACGGCGAGAAACAAAACUUUUUUCCGGAAGAGAUAGAGACUUUCUACGUCAAACUCACCAACUUGUUAAACUCCUCUGGACUCACUCUCAUUUUAAAUGUCCGACAAACAUCCUUAGACUUGUUCAACUUUUACUUGGAGGUCGUUACAAGAGGAGGAUACAAACAGGUUGGUAAACAAAAGAAAUGGGGUGAAGUUGUUUCAGCUCUAAAACUGGAAGGAAACAAUGCAAAGUUACCAUCUCAAACUAAAAAGCUCUAUGCAAAUCUAUUAUACGAAUUUGAGAAAAUCUACUUCUACAGGUUUCGUGCAAUUCAAACCGCAUCUGACACCACCAAAGAGUAUUUUGGUACACCGAUAGAAGCAUUACCUGAAAGGCUUCUACAAGCACCCUUGAAUGACAAAGAAAAGAAGAAGCCACGAGGUGUUCCGAGGGGGGCAAGUGGAUAUCAAAUAUUCCUCAAGCACGAAUGUGCCCGAUUAAAAGCUUGUCGUCAGGACAUCGAUGGCAAAGCAAUCCUGCCCAUGGCUGUCGAAGGAUGGAAGUAUUUGUCGGACAUUGAUAAACAGCCGUAUGUGGAGGAAAGCAAGAAGAUGAAGGAAGCAAUGAUGAUUGACAAUAAUAAACAGGAGAGCACUCAAGAUCUUAAAGGGAAAGAAAAGAUGCCUAGUAUUAGUGGUGACUACUACUGUGUAACUUCACAACCUCCUCAAGCAAAUUACUCUUUUGGUGACAAAGCAGCAUUGGACUUGGCUUUUAAGAUUACAGAAAAAACAUCAACUGAUCCUUUAUUCUUAUGUGAUUUGGAUGCUUAUCGUUCGGGAGAUUUGCUAAGUGGGAUAGCAAGUGGAGAAUCCAAAUGA
Lathyrus sativus (Indian pea) is the source of this 933-nucleotide messenger RNA. The record is from the annotation of a GenBank genome assembly. NCBI's taxonomy places the organism in Eukaryota, Viridiplantae, Streptophyta, Magnoliopsida, Fabales, Fabaceae.